AUGUUCGGCUAUAAGCUCUUCGCUUUCGCCGCGCUUGCGCUGGCUGUUGUCGCCACGGAGUCGUGUGCUCCCAUCACUGUUACCGCUACCGUCACCGACUGCAACUGCAGCACCAAGCCUGGAGAGCCCGCUCCCACCUCCUCAGUUUCAGUUGGCCUGCCCGGUACCACGAGUGUUGUCCAGUUUUUUCCAGAACAGCCAACUUCAGGUGCUGCUCCCUCGGGUCCUGGUGCCGUCUCGACUGCCUCCGCAUCUGCUACCGUCGUCGUUCCCCCUGCCUCUGAGUCUGGUGCCCCUGUCUCUCAGUCCGGCGCUCCUCAGUCGUCAGAAGCUUCCGCUACUACCACGGUCGAGGUUCCGUUGUCCUCAGGCGCGCCUAGUGAGCCUGAGCCAAACACCGUCUCGACCGCCGCAGCCGCUCUCGCAACACCUCUCGGUAUGGGCUCGUUCGUCGCCAUGGGCGCCGCAGCCUUGGCUGUGGUCGUCUAA
Molecule: messenger RNA, 489 nt
Organism: Pyrenophora tritici-repentis Pt-1C-BFP
Lineage: Eukaryota; Fungi; Ascomycota; Dothideomycetes; Pleosporales; Pleosporaceae
Product: Atrophin-1 multi-domain protein
Source: RefSeq, a predicted model, not a curated record